AUGUGCUACCUUACUCCCGGGAAGGACAAGGCACUUAGCAUCGCCAUACAUAUUGCUGUUAAGAUCAUUGCAGAGAGCGAUGCCAUUCUAGAGAUUGAAAACGACUCUAGCAGGACGAUGAAACUCCACCUCUUGCUCACGCCGAGAACCCCCCCUGCUGCAGCUGGAGCUGUCAUCGAAGAACUUAGUGGAGUUGAUGCUGGGCAUGCGUUGAUGGCACGCGCCGGUGAGGUUGGGUGUCUUGGUGGCGGCGUAGGAGUGGCCAUGGUGAACUGGUUUGUUGAGACCUGGCUGUACACUAUUGUGUUAUCUAUCGCAUAUGGUGCUGUCGUUGGGUACGGAUCUUGCAAGGGUAUCAAGUUUGCACUCAAGUCAAAAUGGAUCGACGAAGAAUCCUAUGUUCUUUUCCCGACCGCCCUUGGCCUUUUUACUAUUGGAACAUGCGGAGCUAUCGGCACGGACGAUCUCCUGGCUUGCUUUGUUGCCGGCCUAGCUCUUAACUGGGAUGGUAAUUACUUGAGGGAGACUGAGCGCCGUCACGACGAAGUCAACUCAUGUGUCGAUGUACUCCUCAACUUUGGAGGCUUCAUGUACAUUGGUGCUAUUCUACCUUGGAGAGACUUCCAUGACCCGACCAGGACUGGUAUUACUCUAAGUAAGCUUAUUGGACUUGGUCUCCUCGUCCUUGUCUUCCGCCGUCUGCCUGCUAUUUUCACCUUCUACAAGCUCAUGCCUGACGUCUGCACCAACUGGAAGGAGGCUCUAUCCAUGGGAUACUUCGGACCCAUCGGCGCUGGGGCUGUCUUCUACGUUGAACAUGCCAGACAUUUGUUCCCUCACGAAGGCGAAGGCGAUGAAGAGGAGACAAACCUCGUUCGUGCGAUGGGCCCCGUUGUAUACUUCCUGGUCCUCUUCUCCAUCAUCGUCCAUGGGCUUUCCAUCCCAGCUCUCAAUAUCUACUAUCACUACACUGGAAAGGCACCUAUUCGGGAUGAUGCUGUCGAAAUGAGACGCCUCUCUGUGCGAGUCGCGACUCCUCCCAACGCUAUCACAGGAGACAAGGAUACCUUCAUUGCGUACAACCGCUUCAGUCGACACGUUGACCCUAGUGCCCUUAACCUGCCAUCUAGAAGAUCUAUGGAGGAUCACUCGGACGAUGAGGACCUUGGCAAGGGGCAGAAGCGCGACAUCGCAUUGGUUUGA
Fusarium subglutinans is the source of this 1203-nucleotide messenger RNA. RefSeq names its product Na(+) H(+) antiporter. Gene Ontology annotation, molecular function: sodium:proton antiporter activity. The transcript is spliced from 5 exons. Gene Ontology annotation, biological process: regulation of membrane potential; sodium ion export across plasma membrane; proton export across plasma membrane. Gene Ontology annotation, cellular component: plasma membrane. Lineage: Eukaryota; Fungi; Ascomycota; Sordariomycetes; Hypocreales; Nectriaceae. The record is from RefSeq and is a predicted model, not a curated record. The coding region runs from base 1 to 1203 and encodes 400 amino acids.